AUGAUCCGCGCUCACGAAGCUCAGGACCAUGGUUACAAGAUGCACGCCAAGCACCCGGAGACUCAGUUCCCGACUGUCAUCACUCUGUUCUCGGCGCCCAACUACCUCGAUGCCUAUGGCAACAAGGGUGCUGUGAUGCGGUAUGAAAACACGGUGAUGAACAUCCGCCAGUUCAACCACUCGCCCCACCCGUACUGGUUGCCCAACUUUAUGAACGUUUUCACCUGGUCGCUCCCCUUCGUGGCCGAGAAGGUCGGUGAAAGCUUGUUGGCCAUGCUCAAGGUCGUCGACGAUGACGAGGACGAAGAAGCUGAAAGGAAGAGGCUUGCCGAGAAGCCGACCGACGCUGCUCCCGAGGUGGUCUUGGAUGCCGCACACAAGGAGACCAUCAGGAGGAAGAUCCUUGCCGCGUCCAAGAUGCUGACGAUGAUGAAGACGCUCAGGUCGGAGCAGGAGACGAUCUUGCAGCUCAAGGCCCUCGCCCCUGGCCAGCAGAUCCCGAGAGGUCUUCUCGCCCAAGGCCCCGAGGCCAUCCGGCAAGCGAUCGGUAACUUUGAUCAGGCCAAGACCCUCGACAAGUUCAACGAGUCGUGGCCCAAGCCCGAGCCCUCUCCCCAGUGA
Messenger RNA from Acanthamoeba castellanii str. Neff, 621 nucleotides. Its product is annotated as protein phosphatase 3, catalytic subunit, beta isoform, putative. NCBI's taxonomy places the organism in Eukaryota, Discosea, Longamoebia, Acanthamoebidae. The record is from RefSeq and is a predicted model, not a curated record. Gene Ontology annotation, molecular function: calmodulin-dependent protein phosphatase activity; calmodulin binding. The transcript is spliced from 7 exons. Gene Ontology annotation, biological process: calcineurin-mediated signaling. Gene Ontology annotation, cellular component: calcineurin complex; cytoplasm. The coding region runs from base 1 to 621 and encodes 206 amino acids.